AUGUCUCGCACUAACCAAUUCGCCCUCAUCCUAAUCGUCCAGGCCACGAUCUUGGCAGUUUUCCUCCAACGAGCACCCUUCAUGAUGUCUACAAUCGAACCAACGACGAAAAAGCCAUGGGCCGACACACCAUGCGCACUCGUCACAACACCCCAGUAUGCCACCAAUAAAACCGACAUUUUCACCACCGGCGCGACGCACAUGGCGCACAUCCACAACGCCAUCCUGCGCGGCUACAACUCCAUCUACAACCAAGCGCCACACAUCCAAGAGGCAGACAAAGCCGCAUUCGUGGGGUACUCCAUGACGUGGUUCCGCUUUGUUAAAUCGCACCACGACGACGAAGAAGCCGGGCUGUUCCCCAAAGUAGCCGAAGUGCUGGGUGGCAAAGACAGCGAGCUCUGGGGCGUGACGCACAAGGAGCACGAGUCUUUUCUCACCGGAUUGGCAGAGUAUGCCAGGUAUCUCGAGGAAUUGAAAACCCCGAACGACUUUGAUGGCGAGAUAUUGAGGACGAUUAUGGUCGGGUUCCAGGAGUCUUUCAAUCAUCAUUUUCAUUCGGAGAUCAGUACCAUUGCGUCUUUUGCCGAGCUAAAGUCCGCACCGGCUUCCGGGUCGCUGGAGGAAGAUGCUGCAGCGGCAGUGUUCAAGGCGUGGGGCAAGAAGACGGUCACCAAAGCGGGGACGACGGACGUCGUGCCUUUCUUCCUCAUGAAUUUAGAUGCCACGUAUGAGGGGAGGAAGUGGGCGAAUUGGCCGCCAAUGCCGGCGCCGGUGAGAUGGGGACUAGUAAAUGUCGCGGGGAGUUGGAAUUGGACGUGGUGGAAGUUUGCGAGCUGUGAUAGUGCUGGGAAGCCGCGGGAGCUGUAUGCAACACGGUAG
Ascochyta rabiei is the source of this 882-nucleotide messenger RNA. RefSeq lists its product as uncharacterized. Lineage: Eukaryota; Fungi; Ascomycota; Dothideomycetes; Pleosporales; Didymellaceae. The coding region runs from base 1 to 882 and encodes 293 amino acids. The transcript has a single exon. The record is from RefSeq and is a predicted model, not a curated record.